CUGACUGAUGCGUGCAUGCAAAACAAAUCUUCUCCAGCCUGAACCCUGGCUCUGAGUCUCCUGAUUCCUUUGUCAUCUAAUGCUCUGCCUGAGCAGAAGAGCACCUCGUCGUCAUUAUCAUGGCAAGCAUAUUAUCCAGCCGCAGCUUCGCCUCCUCCUCAGCAGUCAGCACUGGUUCCCUGAGAGGUGGUUCAGCCCUAAACCUCAGCAGAUCAUCCGGCAGUGUGUAUGGAGGAGCUGGAGGGUCUGGAGUGCGUAUCUCCACCAAUAAUUCAUCUUUCGGAAGUGGCCUAAACCUUGCAGAUGCCGUUGAUAUCUCAGCCAAUGAGAAGCUGACGAUGCAGAACCUGAACGACCGUCUGGCCUCCUAUCUGGAGAAGGUGCGCUCACUGGAGCAGGCCAAUGCUGAGCUAGAGCUCAAGAUCCAGCAGUUUCUUGAAUCCAAGGCCUCACCCCAGGCCCGAGACUACUCUGCCUACUUUGCCACCAUCAGUGACCUUCAGGCCAAGAUUCAGGAAACCAUAGCUGUGAAUGGAGGACUGUACCUCAGCACUGACAAUGCCAAACUUUCUGCCGAUGACUUCAAAAUAAAGUUUGAGAAUGAGUUAGCUAUGAAGCAAUCAGUUGAGGCUGAUAUCAUUGGGCUAAGAAAGGUCCUGGAUGACCUUACAUUGGGAAAAUCCAAUUUGGAAUUGCAGAUUGAGGGUCUGAACGAAGAGCUGACAUACCUAAAAAAGAACCACGAAGAGGAGCUCCUGUUGGCACGCUCUCAGAUGGGUGGGCAGGUGAAUGUGGAGGUGGACGCCGCACCACAGCAAGACCUGAUGGCCAUCUUGGCUGGAAUUCGCGAUCAUUACGAAUCUGUAGCCGCAAAGAACCGCUUAGAACUUGAGACCUGGUUCCAAGCCAAGAGUGAGGCACUAAACAAAGAGGUUGCAGUGAGCACAGAAACGCUCCAGACAUCCAAAUCUGAAAUCUCAGAAAUCAAGCGCACACUUCAGAGUCUAGAAAUUGAGCUUCAGUCACAGCUUAGCAUGAAAGCGUCACUUGAACACACUCUGGCUGAGACACAGAAUCGUUAUGCAAAAAUGCUCACCGGCUUUCAGGUUCAGGUGACGAGUCUGGAGGAGCAGCUGGUGCAGCUUCGUGCUGAUCUUGCUCGUCAAGCUCAGGAGUAUCAAAUGCUGCUGGAUAUCAAGACCAGACUGGAGAUAGAGAUUGCUGAGUACAGGAGACUGUUGGAUGGAGAAGCAACCACCACCAGCACGACUUCCACUACCACUACUAAGAAGGUGGUGGUCGUCACAGAAGAGGUAGUGGAUGGUAAAAUUGUCAGCUCCUCAAGUACUUCUGAGAGCAAAACCAUAACCAGUUGAACAUCCUGCGUCUCCAAGCAACAAUGAGAUGAUGUCAUGCCCUGUGACAUGUUUCUCUACUGCUCACAGAAAAAAAUAAUAAAUUGAGUCAAAGCACUUGACUUAACUUGA
This is a messenger RNA of Clarias gariepinus (North African catfish), 1487 nucleotides long. Its product is annotated as keratin, type I cytoskeletal 13-like. Gene Ontology annotation, molecular function: structural molecule activity. The coding region runs from base 120 to 1376 and encodes 418 amino acids. The transcript has 8 exons. Lineage: Eukaryota; Metazoa; Chordata; Actinopteri; Siluriformes; Clariidae. The record is from RefSeq and is a predicted model, not a curated record.